UCCGGGGCCGGGGUGGGCAGGCUGUUAUAUACAGAGCAGUCUGUGUGCGGAGGUAGGAGCCUCAGAUCCUGAGUGAGGUUUGACUCACAGCCCUGUCCUCGUCUGACGCCCCGAGCUCCGAUUUCACAUCUGGGGGAGAAUUCCAGCGAAGCGGAGAACCGGCGCCUGUUCUGGACUCGGCCCUUUGGAGAGAGUGUCUCGUGUAUCCCGUAGAGGCUCCCGCCGGCCCCGACAUGCAGCUCCUGGCCCUCGUGUUAUUGGCCGCCGUCGCCGGGAUUGUGACGGCCGAGACUCCGACCGACAAGAAGGUGAAGAGCUCGGCGCAGCCGGAAGCCGCUAAGCGCAGGGGCCCCGCAGCCCCACGAGGGAGGAGGAGGAAUAUCUGGUCCUACAACCUCGGCCACCGCUCCCUGGCUUUCCUGGUGGCGGGGGACGUGGAAGUCGGGACGCCCCCUGCUGGGACCGUGGAUCCUGCCCCGGAAUAUCGCUGCCUCGGCUGCUGCGGAGCUGGAUGGAGCCCGAGUGGCCGAGGGGUCGCUGAUCAGGACGUAGCAAACGCCAUCGGGCAAUCUGUGCUCAGGAGAGAGGAGCUCGCCGGACUGGGGGCCGAGCCAAACUCAGUCGCCGACCGAUGUCUUGGCUGCUGCCAGCAGGACGUGACUCCCGCCCCGGGCCACAGAGGGGGAGUGAGGGCAGGAGCAGCGGCUGGAGCAGAGAGAGGGCCGAGAGGGCCGACCACGUAUGGACAGCGGAAGUGGCAGGCUAAGCCGGAGCAAAGUCGUAACGACCCCUGUGGCCGUCGGGGCUGCCCCCUGGGGUCUGAGGCGUCCAGCUCAAGCGAAGAGGACGUUGUGGGGGUCAGAGGGCGCAGGACGGACAUAAAGCCCGGGGACCCGUGCCGCUACCUGGGCUGCAGGUCCCCGCUGGGGUCGUUCGAGGACAGUUCCAGCGAAGAAGACUGA
Spea bombifrons (plains spadefoot toad) is the source of this 962-nucleotide messenger RNA. RefSeq lists its product as uncharacterized. The record is from RefSeq and is a predicted model, not a curated record. NCBI's taxonomy places the organism in Eukaryota, Metazoa, Chordata, Amphibia, Anura, Pelobatidae. The coding region runs from base 234 to 962 and encodes 242 amino acids. The transcript is spliced from 7 exons.